Messenger RNA from Daldinia caldariorum, 1616 nucleotides. Its product is annotated as chalcone isomerase. The record is from RefSeq and is a predicted model, not a curated record. The transcript has a single exon. Gene Ontology annotation, molecular function: intramolecular lyase activity. The coding region runs from base 231 to 1370 and encodes 379 amino acids. NCBI's taxonomy places the organism in Eukaryota, Fungi, Ascomycota, Sordariomycetes, Xylariales, Hypoxylaceae.
CGUACAUGCAGUAAACACGAAUUAUACAAAUAACAUAGUACCUAACCCCGUAGGUACCUACGUACUAGGUUAGGUAAACUUGAUGAUGACGUAGCCGUAAAACGUACCUAGGUAUGUAUCGAGGUACCUAAGGCCUCGGCUUUUUUCGAUUAUGGAAAGCUUCAAUUGGUUUUGAGAAAACCAACAUCUUUUCGCCAUUGCACAUCGCUGCUUGUACAUCACUACCCAAGAUGAAGCCCAUAUGCACCUCACAGACCGGUCUCCUACUAAAACCACUAAUCUCGCGUCAAUGCCUAUAUUCUAGUCGCCUGCGUUUCAACUCGCACCAAUGCCGCACGUUCCUACGACCUCAGCGAUCAUCUCAUCGAGCCGUUGAAAGCCUCAAUGUUAGUCGCAUGCGCACAGAAUCCCACGAUUACUACGUCCGACGGCGAACUUUUCUUCUAUGUGGAGCAGUUUCGGGUUUAGUCGGUAUCUGCUAUACCUCGUAUCUUCUCUAUCAAAGGCUUCACAAACCGACAAAAUUCGAUAGCGGGCUACCGGAUAAACUCGAUCCUUUCAACACCGAAGCUGGUUCGAAGCGCAAGACAGUUAUCCAUGACGCAGAUGGCGUAGAACUCGUACCUACGGGUAAUAGCACCGUCCCUACAUUUCCGCGAGUACUCGAAGUUUCGCUUGGUGCUGAAGAAGGCCAAGAGCUGGUCAACGGGGUAGAGUAUACCUUAGUCGGGCUGGGCGUGAGAACCGUGAGCUUCUUAGGUAUUCAAGUGUAUAUGGUAGGAUAUUACAUCGCGACGCAGGAUAUCGCUGCGUUGCAAGCGCGCUUGGUCAGAGAAAUAAAUCCCAUCGCAACAACGUUAGUGCCGAGCGAAAAGGACGAAUUACGAAAGGUGCUGUUAGAUCCGGAGCGGGGAGAAAAGCUGUGGAACGACAUACUGCAGGAAGUGCGACCGCGCUGCCUAUUCAGAGUCGUGCCGGUAAGAGAUACUGACUUCCAUCACUUAAGAGAUGGAUUUGUGCGCGCCAUCUCGGCGAAGUUGCAGGGUAAUAACCCCGAAUUUGGCGACGAAAACUUCGCCGAGGCUAUGAAGGAGUUCCGAGGUUUAUUCAACCGAGGCAAGGUGCCGAAGGGGCGGGAGAUGCUGCUGGUUCGCGACGCGGCUGGGCGGUUGACCAUCGUUUUCGACGAUGGAAAGACCGGCAUGGAUAUAAUUGGACGCGUCUCCGACGAACGAGUAUCCCGACUGCUGUGGCUUAACUACCUAGCCGGCAGCAAGGUUGCAUCCGAGCCGGCGAGGAAGAAUAUUGUCGAUGGUAUCAUGGAGUUUGUGGAGAGACCAGUGGGCACGGUCGCCACACAGGUGAUAUGACGCAAAUGCCGAAAUCAUCUACAACUGGCGAAAUGUACAGUUUGGGCCUUGAGCAGAUGUGCAUUGAUGUAUAUUACCCAGCAUGCCACUUACUACUGUAUCAUCUAGCGAUAACAUCAUGGUUGAUCAUGGUCGUGCCAAUUUGCCCAUUUUUUGCUACCCAUCUACCUCUCGGCAAUGCAAGAUUGGUUCCGGAUGAUUCAAAAGUAUGCUACCCGGCCGGGUAUACUAAGGUAGGCUAAAGAU